AUGAGUUGGGUCACUCUUCCCCCGGUAUGUGUCUGUCGGACCUAUUUCGCAGAGCACGUACGCAACCUUCUUUUUCUUCCUCCUCCUCCUUAUUUUUUUUUCGUAUACCGGAGAAAAAUGAUACGGCCGUGGGUGUCACGAGUGUCUGACCGGUUGUUGUGCCCGGUGUGGCGUAGGGCCCGCUUGACGACAGUUGGGACCCGAAUAUUCGGUACUACUCCCCAUCUUGCGGGAGGUAACACAAAUGUUAAAGCGCAGCCGCCACCCCACAUGGACGACGGAAGCCCUGAACUCCUAGAGGUUGAAUUACUUUCGCCUGAAGGAAUUGAUGUCAUGGAUGGUGAGGAGGAAGAUAUCGAAAAUCUCCCAGAGGCUGGUGAGCAGGGCGCUCCAAAGGAUGGUGCCGCGGAGACCAUAACUGUUCUCGAUACCUUUGCACGGGCGAAGGUGGCAAAUUUCAUCAAACGUGUGCAAUCCGCGGCGGACGCACCGGGCCCUCAGGGGGCGCUAAGCUCACGACAGCUCACUGUGGAGGUGCGGGAGGUGCAAACAUCGGAGAGCGAUGGCGAUACAUUGUUCCAUGCGCGGUUAUUUGUGCCUCUGCCCGGUGCUUACGGCGGUCGUUGGGCGGAGGGACUCGCCCCGUCGUCGAAGGAGGCGGAGCUUGUUGCCGCCAUGCACGCAGAGCGAAUUAUCGAUACACUGGGCAUACCGAUGUUCCAACUAACAUCUAAGCAGCAGCGGCAUGCAGAGGCCGCCCGUAGUUCUGGAAGGUGGGCCCCAAUGCCCGGUGAUGACCCGCUACCUCCAAGCACUCCGUCACCGCCACGACUGCAACUGGUGCGUGAGGGUGCUAUGAGAGAAGCGGAGAGGCGGCUUCAGAUUGACAAGCUCGAGUUUUCCACGGUUACUGCUGGAACCUUCACACCCAUGAAGCUCACGCUUGCUUCACCGCUUCUGUUGGACCACGGUAGCGUCUAUCGUGUGAAGCAGUUUUUUGUAUCGUACAACUGCCUCCUUAGACGUUAUUGCCGCAUAACGGCAUUGCACAAGCAUGAUAAUAGGGUGGGGUCUGGCAGUGGCGAUGCCGCUCCCCCAUCAUGCAGUGGCUUGGCUACCUCUGAUGAUGAAGAUAAUGGCAAACUGUUCGUUGCACAAAUUAGGUUACCUAUCGAUGGCCGCUUUGGCGAGCGCAUUGCUUGUGGUAAGGCCCCAACAAAGAAGGAAGCCUACGCACUGGCGUGCAUGCAUGCCGAGCUCAUUAUCGAUGCACUAGGGCUUGCCUUGUACCCGUCUUGUCGAGGAAAGCAAGAGGCGCAUGCAGCCGAAUGUCGGAAAGUAAAUCGGUGGUGCUGUGGACCGGACGACUGCGAGUAUCAUUAUGACAGACCUUCACCUCCACCAUUACAGUUAGCCAAAGAGGCAGACGAGGUGGCCUCGGGUGAUGUGGCAGCCUCGCUGGAGUCGCUCCUCAUGAGCCAUGCCAAGGCAAUUGAAAAUUAUACUCACGUAACGGAGUUAGACGCACUUGUUCUAUCCGCUCGUCGCAAGUUUAUGGAUUAUAUAACCCAGCACGGGACCUGCCACGGCAGCGCGGCCUCACCAUUUUUUGUGGAAGCCCUUGGAAUAAAAGAUCACCACGUCUAUCGCGCCACGGUGACGGUGCCAGUGACCCCCGUGAGGGGGAGUGAGGAGGAAAACAAAGACCAAAAAGUAAUGGCCGGUGAUGCGGAUGAACUGCUACCAUCCUUCGUGGCCAUAGGAAUAGGGACAUCGGAGCUAGAGGCGGAGACUGCUGCCUCAAUGCAUGCUCUCCACGUCCUCGAGGUCCUGAACAGACCUUUGGGCAGUGAGCCAGAAAAUCAGUCUCAUGAAGGAAAGGCUCCUCAGAACCUCACACGUAGCACGAAGCUGCCGCCGCCGUAUCGCUAUGUGGUGAGUCACGUUGGUCGCAUCAUGGUUCCUGGACUUUCACCAGCCCGGUGCCUCACCAAGGGAUCAGGGGGCACAGGGAAGCAAGCUAACUUCAUGGGCACGGAAGAGUCGCGACUGCAGCGGGCACGUGCGGAGCUACCGAAGAGUGACUGGUCGUUAAAGCCUGAUGCCGAUGGUUAUAUUAUUGUCAACCCAAACACAAACGUGGAAGAAGGACGUAACUACGUGCACACGCUCCCUUCGGUAAGGCAAUCGGAUCGCUUUGCCAUAGUGCGCUUGAGGGACUACCUGGAGCGGCACGGCAAGCGGCUUGAGAGUGUGUUGAAAACUACUGUCAGUAGCGACGCUGAUGAGGGACUGAAGCGUUGGAUAUGCAAGGCUGUGUUGCCAGUGCCUGAAACAUUUGAAUGUGUAGUGGCUCACGGAGAGGCGUACAGGGAGGACGAGGCGAUGGUGAUGUGCGCCGUACAUGCUGAACUCGUUCUGGACGAGAUUGGGGUUGCGAUGUACGAUCUUCCAGCCUUGCAGAAGAAACACAGCGGUGCGGCAGCUCUCCUUGGGCGCUGGGCACCGCUCGGACCUGGACAGAGACGACAAAUUGUUUGUAUUCCCCCACCCGUGCGUAAAGAGCACGAAAAGUCGUGCCUGUGGGCGCGACUUUCAAAAGAGGCGACAACGAAGAUGCGGGAAUCUGUACCGAAGGAAGAAAUGCCGGCGAUGGAGUCGCCUCCGCCCUCACAACGUCUCCCCGACGUCACGUCAAGCACUCCAAGCAUGGGAAGUACGAUGGCCCCGAGUGCACCUACUUCCGUUGACCUAAAAGACGACACAUUGUGCGAUUUGUCGAAGUUAGUGUCAGUGCAUUCGUCGGAUAUCCUUCAGACCGCGCCGCGUCUCUUCGACUUUUAUUGCCGACGAAUGGGUGUCGAUGUCUCCCGCGUAACAAGACAGUACAAUGUCAGCAGCCCUCUCCAUGGGUUUGUGCACCGUGCCAUUGCUGAAAUUCCUCUACCAACACAGUUCGGCCGCCGACAUGCAGUUGGCUGCGCCUCUACGAAGAAGGAGGCCUAUACUUUAUGUUGCAUGCACGCUAUCUUUACGCUUGGUGCUCUCGGCGUGCCCGUUUACAGUGGUUCAAGGCAAGCGGAGUUUGCUGGAAAUGCACGUCGGAGGGGUCGGCCGGCCCCCAUGCCUGGUGACCCGCUGAUGCCCGCCAACACAGAAUCCCCGCCAGGACUGAAGAGUCUUCCCGAUAUGCAUAAGGAGAAGCCAGUGGUGCCUACGGUACCACCGCGGUCCGAGUGUCGGAAGCCAUUCGUGUGGGGAAGUUACCUCACCGCCUGCCGCGCAUACAUAAAGAGGUGCAAAGAACACCUAAUUUUCGAUGCGCUUUUUGAACAGAAGAGAGCUCCCAGGAGUGGUGUGGAGCUAGAGGACACCGGUCUUGAUAUCGUCGAAGCCCUUCCGCUCUUCACAAAUGCCAGGUCUCAACUGCCCCAGAAGUGUGCUGCCUCUGGACUUCCUUCACCACCUCCGUACUCAUUUCGCUUUGAAGUGUACGGAAGGGUACCGAACCGACGGUACCUCGUGGAGCAACCAAUUUUAGGUACCCACUUUGUGGCACGUGGUGCGGGAGAUGAAGGGUACGAAUCUGUGGCGCGUGCCGCUAUGCAUUAUGAAUACAUAGUUGGUGUUAUAAAAAAUAGCCGUCUGCCGGACGGCGUAACCGACAGUAAGCGUGUGAUACUGCGGAAUCAGAGCAAGGAUAUAUACGAUUCCUCCCUCCGUGACUUUACACCUCGCGGUAAGCUGUCCGUCAUGGCACUUUACACGGUGUUGCAUGCGCCGUUUAAACCAUUGCGCUUGAUGGUAAAGGAGCGUGCUACAACUGGCCCAUCUUCUCAGGUGACGCUUAUCACGCUGUUGGAAAUGGAAGAUGAGAGCGGUCUGCGCAUGACAGGUAAAGGCGAGUAUUGCGACAACGAGGAAGAAUCAAGGAACAGGGCCAUCGCCGAGCUAUUUAAACAGCUUCAGUUGAAGUCGGCGUUUCAGGCGACUGCACAGAUGUUCCGGUCCCACCCGCAGUUGAGAGUUGAAGGCGCUUCUCACGUCGCUGAUGAAGGGAAGCUUAUUGGACCUCUUCACGCACUCCUCUCGGAGCAUAAAAUCCCCUUUCCUUCGAAACCACGAACGGAGCAAUAUGCCCAACUUGUUCAAUCUCUGCGAAGGGGGGAAGGAUUUUUUGAUUCACAGGAACUGCAGUUGCUUCUUUCAGCGGUUCAAUGCGAACUCGGAUUACUUACCUCGCCCAAACCUCUUACACUCCCUUCUGCCGCACGCAAUCUUUUCAUUUCCAUGGGUCUCACUUCCCCUGAGGAUUUGGAGCGCAGAUCGCAAGGCGAUGCUGAGGGAGUUAAUCUAAUAACAGUGGCGUUAUCGCUUCUAGCAGCUUGCGUGCCACCGCCGCUUCCCCAACAUGGUGGUGAGCAGGUGUCAGUGAAUGGCGCGCUGCCGCUGCAAUUUGCCAAGUUGCUCCUUGCUGGAUUCUUGAUGGACUGUCAACACCUCUGCCUUCGAGUGCUAGCACUAGUGUUAUCUUCACUAACAGGCCGCGGGUCAAUUGUUGAUGGCCACCGCUCCUCGUGUCGUGGAGGUGAGGUUGGUGGUUAUGACGUACUUGAGCUUAUGUUGCCGGCUCUCAGUGAGGAUGCGCAGCGCUUCCUUAACAUUAUAGUCCCAAGGCUGCGGCGAUUAGUUGAGCACGUUGAGGCAAGUGUGCCCGCCUUCGACCCUCUCAGGGUACUUCUUACCUCUUCGCCUAUUCCCACAGCGGAAGCGUUAUGCCAACCGUUAACAGACGGACUUGCGCCGUCACGGGAGGGUCGACUGCGCCUCGCUGUUACGUUUGCCUCAUUCCCGCGCGCUUUCGUACAGAAGAGGGCAGUAGCUCAUAAUGCGACGUCGCAGGUCACAGUGGAGUCUAAGGAUCUGAAGAGGGUUCUGAACGUGCGUGUGCCGCCCCCUCUGCUUGUUUCUUGUGGUGUUAGUCAGCCGCGGGGCGGGGUGGUGGCAAAAAGCGGAGAUGGAUCUGCCGGCGCUGGCGCCACUGCAUCCAGCCGCGUCUACAGUUCGCUUCCUUGUUUUGCCGCGUUUGACAAGAUUCCAACUAGUGGGGACACUCACUGUAUGAUCCAACCGGUGUUUGGAGUAUUUACCACCCCGUUUGCGCUUUUGUUGGCCAGUGCAUGUUGCAAUGACCCUCGCACUUUGGCCGUCAUGGAUGAUGUGCCGGGUUUAGCGGUGGUGGAUGGCUUCGUUCCCGUUGUUACGCGUGGGUCUGAAUCCCUUAGUACACUUCUAGAGCUUAGGGCCGCGGCAAAAUCACAUUGGAGUGGAUUGAGGCCACUACCGGCAGAGCUACAGCGCGCGGUGGACACUCUGCUAAGCGCGGAGCACAACCUGGCACAUAUCGUGCAGUCUGGGCUUCUUGAGUGA
Trypanosoma brucei brucei TREU927 is the source of this 5430-nucleotide messenger RNA. RefSeq lists its product as hypothetical. The record is from RefSeq and is a predicted model, not a curated record. Lineage: Eukaryota; Euglenozoa; Kinetoplastea; Trypanosomatida; Trypanosomatidae. The transcript has a single exon. Bases 1 to 5430 code for a protein of 1809 amino acids.